GUGGGCAGGAGCGUUGCAGUAUUUUCCUGUAACCACAACCACUUAGAGCCAAUCAAGACAGAAAGCGCAAACACGCCCGCCCGCUCCCGAUUGCCUUUGCUCCGUUGUCCUCCAACCGCGGAGCCGACCGAGACGGAGCCGCUGUCAUCUUCUUGACCCAGCUCAGCUGAUCGGUUGCCGCCGCCGCCGCCGCCAGAUUCCGGAGGCGAAGAACGCGACGCGUGAAGACAUGGACGUGAAUAUCGCUCCGCUCCGCGCCUGGGACGAUUUCUUCCCGGGCUCUGACCGCUUCGCCCGGCCGGACUUCAAGGACAUUUCCAAAUGGAACAACCGUGUGGUGAGCAAUCUGCUCUACUACCAGACCAACUACCUGGUCGUGGCUGCCAUGAUGAUUUCCGUCGUGGGGUUUUUGAGCCCCUUCAACAUGAUCCUUGGAGGAAUUGUGGUGGUGCUGGUGUUCACGGGGUUUGUGUGGGCAGCCCACAAUAAAGAUGUGCUCCGCCGGAUGAAGAAGCGCUACCCCACGGCGUUCGUGAUGGUGGUCAUGCUGGCUAGCUACUUCCUCAUAUCCAUGUUUGGAGGAGUCAUGGUCUUUGUGUUUGGCAUCACUUUUCCAUUGCUGUUGAUGUUCAUCCAUGCAUCAUUGAGACUUCGGAACUUCAAGAACAAGCUGGAGAAUAAGAUGGAGGGAAUAGGAUUGAAGAGGACACCCAUGGGCAUUGUCCUGGAUGCGCUAGAACAGCAGGAAGAGAACAUCACCAAAAUCACGGAUUAUAUCAGCAAAGUGAAGGAAUAAGCGCCUCCCCUGCUGAUAGGGAGGCAGCAGAAACGGAGUUGCAGUUUGCCCUUGUCCAGACCUACUUUUUUUGUGUGUUUUUAAAAUAGGAGGUGCACGUACCACCCAGCUCUGUGGCAGCAUGCGUGUGUAGGCCAAACUUGUCAUCUCCGGUGUCACAGAGAGAAGGCCUCAGAAACCGGAAGAAAAGCACCCUCCUAGUGUGUCUGAAGUUUCAAGCCUGUUUAUGGAAACUGAUAGGAAACGCAUCACACUUAUUUCUGUAGGGGAAUAAAAGAAAAUAAAAGAAUUAUGGAUUCUCCAACAACAUUACUGUUACCUUGUAGGGGAAAAAAUUGUGAAGUAUCAAGGCAAUAUAAGUAAAUGAAAAGGCCAUUAAAGGAGAGGAUGCCAUGCAUUAACCUGCUUGGAAUCCUCUUCUGCAUCUCUCUACCAAAAUAUUUCCUAGGAUUGUAAUGUGUGGGGUAGAAAUUAGUUUAGUUUUUAUUCUUCUUUUAAAAUCGAAGAUAAUUUUUAUCACUUUGCUGUCUGUUUGACAUGCAGUGGAAACUGGAUAAACCGGUUGUUUAUACUUUGUUUACAAAUAUAAAGAUAGUUGUUUAGAAGGAUAUUUUGUUAAAUUUUUGUAAAUCCUUGAAAUCCUGGUAGUGCAUUUUCACCAGCAGGUAUUUGUUGCAAACUUAAUAUCUUCCUUAAGGAGGUUACAACUGUGUAACCUGUAUUCUUCUUGAUAGACUUAUUAAAAAACAAACGAAUAAAAUGAGUGUUUAUAUUGCAUUUUUUUUUUUUGGUUGUUGUUGAAAUGGGGGAAAAAAAGUGUCCAAGAUAGUGUUUUCCAUAGUUUUUUCCUUUCUUAAAUUUUUAAUUGGAACAUUUAGAAAGAAGAAAAUGAAUGUGCAUUUUAUUAAUUCCCUAGGGGCUCAAAGAGAACAAUAGUAGUUGAUCUUUUGAAAUCUAAAAAGCAUCCUUAGGUGACUAAGCAAAAAGACUUAAAAAUAGGAAUGAGAACAGGAGUGAUCACUGGCUUCUGCAGUUUAUAAAAAAUUUAAAUAGCAAUUGUUACAACCAUAUGCUUUCGUAUUAGAAUUAAGAUAGCAUGAGUUUAUACGAUCCAUUAUUUUUGCCCCUUAAUUUCCCAUGUAUUUUGAAAUAGGUUGUUGAAAAUAUUUUGCUUGCCAGUUGAGUGAUUUCUUAGAUGAAGUAGAAGACAUGUAGGUUUCUCUAACUUUGAAUUGUGAAGACAAUCAGAGCAGUCCUUCCUGAGACACUCUGUAUGUUCUAGAAUAACCAGCAACGGCAUAUAUUCCUCCUGAUCUGUCUUGCAUCUCAAUAUCUCAGACAACCUGCAGCCUUCAUCGUUAGCACAGUGCUGUCACCAUGACACCGCAGACAUGGUCUAGAAUCUGUACCCUUAUGCAAAUAUGAAGAAUAAAAUUUAUGAAAGAUUUUU
This is a messenger RNA of Tupaia belangeri chinensis (Chinese tree shrew), 2246 nucleotides long. RefSeq names its product ARF like GTPase 6 interacting protein 5 (gene ARL6IP5). Gene Ontology annotation, biological process: negative regulation of transport. Bases 230 to 796 code for a protein of 188 amino acids. NCBI's taxonomy places the organism in Eukaryota, Metazoa, Chordata, Mammalia, Scandentia, Tupaiidae. Gene Ontology annotation, cellular component: membrane. The record is from RefSeq and is a predicted model, not a curated record. The transcript has 3 exons.